AUGCCUUCAGAGCCCACCGCCUCAGGCAUUGUGACCGACGAGGCGAGCGGCGAGCGACACAUUCCUGAGUCAAGACGAGCUGACGGCAGCACAAGGAAAGCCAUCAAGAUUCGGCCCGGCUACCGCCCGCCCGAGGAUGUCGAGGUCUACAAGAACCGCAUCGCUGAGACCUUUCGCAAUCGUGGCAAGGGCCCUGUUCCGGGCGCCGAGGGCCUAAAAGACGACAAAGCGGCGCAGCCAUCUUCUGCAGCUGCCAACAAGAACGCCAAGCGGCGCGAGGCACGCAAAAAGGCCAAGGCCGCUGGGGAGUCUCCCGAGGAUGCGCCCGCAGAGGAAGUGAAGAAGGAGGAGCUUGACCUCGAGGCGGAGAAGGAGAAGAAGGUGCGGACCUUGAAGAAGAAACUCAGGCAGGCUAAGGAGCUGAAGGAGAAGAAAGAGGGCGGAGGGUCUUUGCUGCCGGAGCAGAUCGCCAAGGUCAUCAAGAUCAAUGAGCUCAUCCGGGAACUGGAUGCGCUAGGCUUCGAUUCCGAAGGGGAACCCAAAACUGAGGCGGCGGGUUCUGAAGGCACGAAGGAUUGUAGCUGA
This is a messenger RNA of Parathielavia appendiculata, 585 nucleotides long. RefSeq lists its product as uncharacterized. Gene Ontology annotation, molecular function: RNA binding. The record is from RefSeq and is a predicted model, not a curated record. Gene Ontology annotation, cellular component: cytoplasm; exon-exon junction complex. NCBI's taxonomy places the organism in Eukaryota, Fungi, Ascomycota, Sordariomycetes, Sordariales, Chaetomiaceae. The transcript has a single exon. Gene Ontology annotation, biological process: exon-exon junction complex disassembly. Bases 1 to 585 code for a protein of 194 amino acids.